Messenger RNA from Xylaria bambusicola, 1413 nucleotides. Its product is annotated as cytochrome P450. The transcript is spliced from 9 exons. NCBI's taxonomy places the organism in Eukaryota, Fungi, Ascomycota, Sordariomycetes, Xylariales, Xylariaceae. Gene Ontology annotation, molecular function: heme binding; monooxygenase activity; oxidoreductase activity, acting on paired donors, with incorporation or reduction of molecular oxygen. The record is from RefSeq and is a predicted model, not a curated record. Bases 1 to 1413 code for a protein of 470 amino acids.
AUGGAAAUCAAAGACGAGUCCCUUGCUAGACAUGAACAAUUUCUUUUGGCCACUAUCUUGUGCAGCGUAUUGGCAUAUGCCUACUUUGAAAUCAAGACAUGGCAUCGAGAUGCGUUUCGCUUCAGGUCUUGGAGAAAAAGUUCACCAAUUGUGAUAUUAUCCACACAAAAGCAAAUUACAGAGUUGAGUGAAGCACUUUGCUUUACGCAGCAAAAUGUAUACGCCGAUAUGCUUGGGUUUCAACUGGAAAUGGAUAAUAUUGAAAACAGUCUUGGCGACUACAAGCUCAUGAGAAAACAAAUCCACUGUUGCGUCCUUCAAGCUACAGGCCACAACCAGCUGAGAUCACUUUACCCAUGUUUAUACCACCGCUUGAACAACACUUUGGAGUGCAUAUUUAGUCAAGAUUUGGCUUCAAAUGGUGAUACUUCUGUCGCAUUACCACGGACAGCCCGCCGACUGGCUUUGGCCCUUACGAGCCCCAUAUUCUUUGGAGAAACUCUUUCCUCAGACGGAGAAUUCUGUAACGCGCUUCUGCAAUGUUCUAUAGGCAUAGUGAAGUACACGACUAUGCUUCAGGCCCGAUCUUCCCUUUGGUCAUCUUUAGUACGUGCGAUCAUUGCUAAGCGUGCACGAGCCAUGCGCUUCGUUCGAAACCGACUAUUGAAAUACCUUAACGAACACUCCGUAUGUGAGGAGCCAGGCCGUAUAAAACAGACAUUGCUUUCCAAUAUGAUCAAUGUGAUGAAAGCCAGCAAGCUCUGGGUCCCAUCUCUACUUGCGGGGCAGCUCUUAAGAACAUGGCUCGCUAUUUCUCACCAAACGUGGACGAAUUUAGAUGUUAUCAUUCUAGAGGCAAGCGCGAGGAAGAAAUGGCAGCAUGCGCUUCGUGAGGAGCUCGAAGAAUCUACGCCGCUGGACUACGAACGGCUUGACCAGCUUCCGCUUAUGGAUAGCUUCAUCAAAGAGACUGUCAGGCUCAAUCCACCAGAUAAAUUUACAAUGCGUAGAAAAGCAUUAAAGCCGUACACAUUUUCCGAUAACUCUGUUUCGGUACCUGUUGGCGCAACGGUCUGCGUCUCAGCAUACGAUCAAAUGCAUGAUCCACAAACUUACCCCAAUCCAGACUCUUUCAGCCCUUCACGAUACCUUGGUGACAAGUACAAAACCCAAUCGAAGUUCACGGACGUUUCAGAGUCUUUUCUGGUCUGGGGUUAUGGUUCUCUCGCUUGUCCCGGCAGACGAUAUGCGUCUUUAGUUAUUAAGAUGGUGCUGUCCGAGCUAUUACAGAAGUAUGAGCUCAGUCUGGAAAGUGAAGAGACGGAGACGAUGUCAUCAUGGGAGGCAUUUACCAUGCCUUAUGAGUCCACCCGAAUUGUUCUGAGAACAAGGGCUCAGUUAGACAACAAUUGA